Spirodela intermedia is the source of this 3197-nucleotide messenger RNA. Lineage: Eukaryota; Viridiplantae; Streptophyta; Magnoliopsida; Alismatales; Araceae. The record is from the annotation of a GenBank genome assembly.
AUGGAAGUGAGAUCUGAUCUAGGAAUCAUGGCGGGCAGGGAACAGUACAGUGUGGGCCUGCAGAAGAGCCCUCUGCAGCCGCAGACUAUGCAGCUAUCCUUCAACCCCGAUGGCGCCCCUAUCUAUAAGCCGGUGACCAGCGGCUCUACUGUCUACCAGGCUGCCGGCGUUGGCGCUGGAGGAGUUGGGGACAUCGGAGAGGACGCUGCGCAGGCGGUGGCUCCCUACAGGUUGAACAUGAACGUUGGGGAGCCCAUCAAGAGGAAGCGUGGACGGCCGAGGAAGUACGGUCCUGAAGGGUCCAUGGCCCUCGAGCUGGGCUCUCUUUCCUCUCCAAUGGGUGCCUCUGGAUCAUCUGGUUUUCCUUCAACCGCCGCUGGGAGCUCUUCAAAUCCUGCGUCUUCUCCGUCAUCGGCAUCAGCAUCUGUCACGAAGAAGGCGAGGGGCCGCCCACCGGGUUCUGGGAAGAAGCAGCAGUUGGCUGCUCUGGGUAUUCUCGAAUCUCAGUUCCCCUUAUUCCCCUGCAACUGUGUUUUUUUGGAUCCGUCGACUCCGGUAGACUAAUACUUUUCAAAAGGUGGAGGAGAGGGCUUUGGGUAAUCAUGCUGGUCGCCUCGAUUUCGGUCGUUGAGCUGCCAGCAUGGGAUUCAGCCUCCUGAAAUUACCCUUGUGCCCUCGCUCCUUCUCCUCCAGCCUUUGACUUUUCUCUGGUACUCAGACCUGGGUGUGAUUCAAAUCGAUUAAAAUCCUUUUUUAUUCACUGAUAUUAUUUAACGAUAUAAAUCUGGCGUUGUGAAAGAGUUCCUCUGUUCUCGGAGAUGUUAGUGGUGGUGAUCUAGCUCCACAUCCCAUUUCUGAAAAUGGAGUUAACUAAAUGUAGAUCUAGAUUGAGGUGAUGUUGGAUAUGCACGCAUGCUUGCCUUAUACGCAUUACUCUUUUUUUUUUUUUUUUUUGGUGGUUUCUUAGUCAAGCGUUCCCAUUUGGUUGUAAAAAACCAUGGAGUCAGUCGUAGCCUGUUUCAAUAUUACCCACGUUGGAAUAAUGUUUUUAUUCGUGCUCAUACUUGGAAUAAUGUUUAUACCCUUUGGUAUUUUUUUCCUUCUAAAUUUCAAUACUUCUGGGCAGGAUCUGCUGGUAUCGGAUUUACUCCUCAUGUUAUCACGGUUAAAGCUGGAGAGGUAUCAUUCUAUCGCUUCUCUGUUGGUGUGAUGUGUAAAUUUGCCUCUGCAUCUUGCUGAUAUUGUUCAUCGAUGUUCAUAUGGCUGUGGUAAUUGUGAGAUAAUGCUUGAUUCGCCGUUCUCUUGGUAGAAGUUCUGACCAUUUUCAUGGUUUCUAAUUUUCAUUUUUUUUUAAAUAUUUUAAUAUAUUUCAAUUUACUAUGUGGCUUUAUAAAUUCCAGGAAUGCCUGGCUGGAAGUGCCAGGUGGCAUCUUCUUCUUCUUCUUCUUGUCUCAUGGCUGCUUGGAUUUAUUUCCCUUUUUUCUUUUUUAAAUGAAUUACUCACUCAGUUACGUUAAAUGCUACUGACCCAAAAAGGAAGAUAUAUCAGCCCAUAAAUGGAUGGUUGCAGCAGAAACCUGGUGAGGGGAAAAGCCACCAGUUGUGCCAGAAACAGAAAUAUUUCCACAGCAAUCAUCUCCUUCUCUCUUUGUCCUACCUCGGAUUUAAGUAUAUCCCAUCCGCUCAGCUACGCCACCAAAAAGCCUUUUAAGUUGCUCCAUGCAGGAAGAUGAACACCCAUGAUCGCUGUAUCUCCUCCAAGAUUUGCUUCGAGUUCAAGUUCCUAUCAUUUGGGUUCCUGAAAUCAAUGGAGUGCAAUGCCGUUUACUCUCUCUCUCUCUUCCACUGGCGACUAGGGAUGGGAAUAAGUUAUACAUAAUCUGAUGCGUAUCUAAUUUCUGCAUUUUAUUUGGACGAAUCGUAACCCCUUGGGCCUUAACCCGUGGGAAGUGGCUGGCCUUCAGAUCGCCAUCAUCUUGUCAAAUAAGGCUGAUUUUACGUAUUUUGUGUAUGUUAAUCCGCUCUUGUAAUGCUCUCUUGGGAGACUUGAAGCCCCUUUAGCUCAUGAAGGCUCUUUAUUUAAUUAUUUUGUGAAGGCUCUUUAUUUAUUUUAUUAUUUUAUGUUCUUGAGCUCUGUUUCUUUGGCCUGGUUUUUUGUUUCUUGAAAGCCCAUCGGGUCAUUUUACAGGAUGUGUCUUCAAAGAUCAUGUCCUUCUCCCAGCACGGCCCCCGUGCAGUCUGCAUUCUGUCGGCAACUGGAGCGAUAUCUAACGUCACCCUCCGGCAGGCAGCGACAUCUGGCGGAACUGUGACUUAUGAGGUUUUACUAAUUCUGUCAUUUUCGCUCACUCUCUCUCUCUCUCUCUUGCUGGAUUUAAAUAAAAACUCUUGAAUUCACAAUAUCCUACAUUUAUUUUACUGUUCUUUUGUUAUGAUUUAUUAAUUUAUUCUGUGGGUGCAAACAGUAUCCUGUAGAAAAAGAUAUAUAUAUUUUGUUUAUUCUCCAGAUUUUAUAAAUCUUCUUGGAUUCAUGAUAUCCCACUUUCUCUCAUCCUUUGUCAUCAUUUAUGAUUUUAAUUUUAGGAAAAAAAUAAUUUUAUUAAUUUCAAUUUGUUUCGCAGUUUUAUUCUGUGAACCCAUCUUAAAUCAUAUAUUCUCUCUCUGCAGGGCCGCUUUGAGAUCUUGUCGCUCUCUGGUUCGUUCCUCCUCUCAGAGAGCGGCGGCCAGCGCGGGCGAACAGGCGGCCUCAGCGUCUCCUUGGCGGGGCCCGACGGCCGGCUCUUGGGGGGUGGAGUCGCCGGGCUUCUCACUGCAGCUUCCCCUGUGCAGGUUCCUCUCAAGCCCCAUCUUAAUCUAAUGAUGGAGAAAGAAUUCGUCUCUAUUGGAUAAAUAAUUCCCCUCACUGCAGCUUCCCCUGUGCUGUGGCUCUCUCUCUCUCUCUCUCUCGCUAGAUGUUCUUCAGUGUGCUGAAUGAGGAGCCCAUUGUGCAGGUGGUUGUUGGCAGUUUCAUUAUUGACGGGCGAAGGGAGCCCCAGCAGGUGAAGCCCCAAGAGCCCACACCCUCUCUAGCUGAGAUGGCCCCCAGGCCGGUGGCUGGUGGCGGCGGCAGCGCAGCGGGUGAGCCGUUGCAUACGGUGGCGGGCAUGGCGGAUCAUGGCGGCGACCAGCAGGGAUUGCCUAGCGUGCAGUGGACGUGA